UGCGGAAGUAGAUUUCGACCGCGUUGCAUUGUGGCUAUUUGAAUCACAUCUUCUCCACACCCGUGCAAAGAACUGUUGGAUAAGAUGGACGCGGGUUUUUUCCGCGGCACCAGUGCAGAGCAAGAUAAUCGCUUCAGCAAUAAACAGAAGAAAUUACUGAAACAGCUGAAGUUUGCAGAAUGUCUGGAAAAGAAGGUGGACAUGACCAAAGUCAACCUGGAAGUCAUCAAACCUUGGAUCACACAGCGAGUUACAGAGAUCCUGGGGUUCGAGGACGAUGUCGUCAUAGAGUUCAUUUUCAACCAGUUGGAAGAAAAGAACCCGGACAGUAAAAUGAUGCAGAUCAACCUGACGGGGUUCCUGAAUGGUAAGAACGCCCGCGAGUUCAUGAAGGACCUCUGGCCGCUGCUGCUGAGUGCCCAGGAGAACAUUGCCGGAAUCCCCACGGCUUUCCUCGAACAGAAGAAAGAGGAGAUCAAACAGAGACAGAUUGAGCAGGAGAAACUGGCGUCUCUGAAGAGGAUGGAUGAAGAUAAGAAGGAAAACAAAGAGAGAGCUCAGUCCAAAAGCCCCAGAAGGAGGAAGUCCCGCUCCCCGUCCCCUAGGAGGCGCUCUCCUCCCAGGAAAGAGCGCAAGCGCAGCCCCUCUCGCUCACCCCGCCGCAAGCCCAGCCCUCUAGUGUCGCUCCCAGUCUCUCCACCCAAAGCCCCAGAGGAGCCACAGCCCGAGCCUGACCAAUCAGAGGCCUCCAAGCCACCGCUCCUCAUCCAGGAAGCUUCCUCCACCAGUGAUGCUGUGAAAGAGGUGGUGAAUCCAGACUCAAUCACCGAGGUCAAAGAGCCUUCCCCAGAGCCAGCGCUCAAGAAGGAGGAGCGUCCCAAGGAACGACCUCGCGAGCGCGAGAAGGACGGCCGGAGGGACCGACCACGGCAUCGCUCACGCACACGCUCCCGUUCCCGGAGACGACACAGGUCUCGCUCCAGGUCCUACUCUCCCCGUCGGAGGUCCAGCCCCCGCAGACGCAUGUCCCCGCGCCGCAGAAGCCCCCCUAGGCGCCCCCCUCCUGGCCCCAGACACAGACGCAGCAGAUCUCCAGUGCGCAAGCGACGCUCCCCCUCUGGAUCCUCCUCAGGCAGCUCUUCCUCCUCCUCCCGCUCGCCCAACAAGAAGCACACCAAGCGCUCGUCCAACACGCCUCCCCGCAAGCUGCCUCGGCCGGGCGAGCCCUCCGUCAGCCCGUCUCGCAGGCGGGUCCGCCCUUCCCCAGGCCCAGACGGCGCGGGCUCCCCGGGCAAGAACAGGCGCUCGGCCUCCCCCCACGCCAGGAAGGGUCGCGCCAGCUCCGGGUCCCCCGGCAAGUUCUCAGGUGCAAAACGAAAACCACCUGGAAGGAACAAAUCCCCAUCCCCAGUCCCCAAACACAGGCGCUCUGACCUAUCUGAGUCUGAGGAGGAUAAAGGUGGGAAGGGGGCCACAGCCGAUUCUGUGCAGCAGCGACGUCAGUAUCGCAGGCAGAAUCAGCAGUCGUCUUCAGCAGAUUCAGGGUCCUCCUCCUCCUCUGAAGACGAAGGUUCCAGACGGCCAGUGCGAGGACCUCCGGCCAGGAACGGCGAGGUCUGGAGGCGACGGAGUCCUUCACCCACCUCCCCAAGAAGACGACACAGAGAUGCCUCUCCCAGGAAAAGACGAAGUCCCUUGGCAGGAGCGCGGCGCCACCGCUCCCCUUCUCCCCCCAGACGCCGCCGGUCACCCUCUCCUCCCAGACGCAGGUCUCCCUCUCCUCCUCCACCUCCACGCAGACGCUCCCCGUCCCCCCGCCGCUACUCUCCUGCCAUCCAGCGGCGCUAUAGCCCGUCUCCCGUGCAGCAGAAGCGCCGGCCCUCGGGCUCCCCGCCACCCAGACGCCGGGCGUCUCCUUCCCCGGGGGCCAAGCGCCGGCCUGGCUCACGCUCCCGGCGCCGCAGCAGCCCCAGCCAGAAGAGGCGCACGCCCCCCUCCUCCAUGUCGCCCCCACAGCGCCAGCGUAGAAGCUCACCGCCCAGCGCGUCCCGGCCCCCUAGAGACUCCCGGCUCUCUCCCUCUCCCGCCGGCCGAGGCCAUCCGCACCCGUCGCGGGGGUCAGCCAGCCCCCAGGGUCGCUUCCCCCACUCCGGCUCACCGCAGCAGGCCCGUGGCCAGAGCCAGCAGUCCCCCUCUCACAACAACCGCCCCAUCCGCAGGGUCUCCCGCACCCCAGAGCCACGCAAGACCCAAAGUUCUCAGAGCCCCCAGCCGAUGAGAAGGGUGUCCUCUCGCUCUCGGUCACCUCCCUCACACCCUCCGCCUCUAAAGCGGCCGGCUCCUGGCUCCGCAUCACCCUCUCCGUCCCGCUCGGUCAGCGGAUCACCUCCUCCCCCCGCCAAGAAGGCCAGCAGCGCCUCUGCCAGUCCCUCUCCUAACAAGACGUCCGACGCUGAGGCUGGUGGGAAGAAAAAGAAGAAGAAGAAGGAGAAGAAACACAAGAAGGAGAAGAAGCACAAGAAGCACAAGAAACACAAGAAGGAGAAGGGUGCCGUGGCAGAGGCAGAGCCCGUGCCCGAGGCCGAGACUGAAGAUGGACCAGCCUUAGCUGAGCAGGAGGGUGAGGGAGAUGGCGACUCGUCCCCGAAAAAGGAAUCAGACAGUGAAGUAGACGACAGUCUGGAUGACUUGGAGAGACAACUACGUGAAAAGGCCCUGCGCUCCAUGAGGAAGGCACAGAUGUCCCCACCACCCUCCUGAGAAACAGCUUCCAAACUUCCCUCUCGAUUUCUUCCUUUCUCGCCCUGUGAUUUUCUUUUUUCAGUUAAGUUUGAUGUUGGUUCAGCUUUAGAAUGUACAAAUUGUUGAUGCUCUAAGUUUAUUUUUAAUGCGUUGGGUACACAGUGAAACAUGACUUCUACCGAGUGGGGAGUCGAGCUGCUUUUUGUUACAGCAUGGCCCCCAUUACUGUUUUAAUUUCCCUUUGCCCUGCCCCAUAAGACACUGUACAUGUAACCGAAUUGUUAUGGUUUGUUCAAGUCUCUUUGCUCCCUCUAUUCCUGUAUCUUUGUUUUAUACAUGACAAGUAAAGGAAAGUAGAGAAUUUGGUUUGUGUAUACCUCGUGCAGGUUAGCAGAGUACAGGUGGUGGGGGGAUGUUCUGUGAUUGCAUGUGCAGAAGCACUGAGUGUCUAACCUCCUGUGUGCAUGAAGCUGACGGUAAACCAAAAAAGAGAAAAUAAUCCAGUGAUGCAGAUCAAAGCUGCCACCUCGCCCUUCAGUCGCAGUCUUUUGGGGACCAGUUUUGGCCCCACUGUGUUGAGGUCGUAUUUCCACAGAACAAAACAGAAUCAUUCGUAUGAGUGGGAUUUAUUUUUUUGCCCUCUUCUUUUUUUUGGUAACUUUUUAAGUUGUUUGAAAUGUAAUGUAAAUUCUGACUUUGAAAAAGUCACAUUAAAAAGAGAAAACCUUUA
Messenger RNA from Alosa alosa (allis shad), 3472 nucleotides. It is a transcript of the gene srrm1, whose product is annotated as serine/arginine repetitive matrix 1. The record is from RefSeq and is a predicted model, not a curated record. Gene Ontology annotation, molecular function: RNA binding. Gene Ontology annotation, biological process: regulation of mRNA splicing, via spliceosome; mRNA processing. Gene Ontology annotation, cellular component: spliceosomal complex. NCBI's taxonomy places the organism in Eukaryota, Metazoa, Chordata, Actinopteri, Clupeiformes, Clupeidae.